This is a messenger RNA of Pipistrellus nathusii (Nathusius's pipistrelle), 1875 nucleotides long. Lineage: Eukaryota; Metazoa; Chordata; Mammalia; Chiroptera; Vespertilionidae. The record is from the annotation of a GenBank genome assembly.
AUGCAGCCGGAUCCCAGGCCUAGCGGGGCUGGGGUCCACACCCGGUUUCUGCCCCUGAGGUCGCAGCGCCCUGAGGGUCCAGGGGACACAGUGAUGUACGCCUCCACCGAGUGCAAGGCUGAGGUGACACCCUCCCAGCAUGGCAACCGCACUUUCAGCUACACACUGGAGGACCACACCAAGCAGGCCUUCGGAAUCAUGAACGAGCUGCGGCUCAGCCAGCAGCUGUGCGAUGUCACACUUCAGGUCAAGUACCAGGAUGCACCGGCUGCACAGUUCAUGGCCCACAAGGUGGUUCUGGCCUCCUCCAGCCCUGUCUUCAAGGCCAUGUUCACCAAUGGGCUGCGGGAGCAGGGUAUGGAGGUGGUGUCCAUCGAGGGCAUCCAUCCCAAGGUUAUGGAGCGCCUCAUCGAGUUUGCCUAUACAGCCUCUAUCUCCAUGGGUGAGAAGUGCGUGCUCCAUGUCAUGAACGGUGCCGUCAUGUACCAGAUCGACAGUGUUGUCCGUGCCUGCAGUGACUUUCUGGUGCAGCAGCUGGACCCCAGCAAUGCCAUUGGCAUCGCCAACUUCGCUGAGCAGAUAGGCUGUGCUGAGCUUCACCAGCGUGCCCGAGAGUACAUCUACAUGCACUUCGGGGAGGUGGCCAAGCAAGAGGAGUUCUUCAACCUGUCCCACUGCCAACUGGUGACCCUCAUCAGCCGGGAUGAUCUGAAUGUGCGCUGCGAGUCUGAGGUCUUCCAUGCCUGUAUCAACUGGGUCAAGUACGACUGUGAGCACCGACGCUUCUAUGUGCAGGCGCUGCUGCGGGCCGUGCGCUGCCACUCGCUGACGCCCCACUUCCUGCAGAUGCAGCUGCAGAAGUGUGAGAUCUUGCAGUCAGACUCCAGCUGCAAGGACUACCUGGUCAAGAUCUUCCAGGAGCUCACCCUGCACAAGCCCACACAGGUGAUGCCCUGCCGGGCGCCCAAGGUGGGCCGGCUCAUCUACACUGCUGGUGGCUAUUUCCGCCAGUCACUCAGCUACCUGGAGGCCUACAACCCCACCGAUGGCACAUGGCUCCGGUUGGCAGACCUGCAGGUGCCUCGGAGUGGCCUGGCAGGCUGCGUGGUGGGAGGGCUGCUGUAUGCCGUGGGCGGCCGGAACAACUCGCCUGAUGGAAACACCGACUCCAACGCCCUGGACUGCUACAACCCCAUGACCAACCAGUGGUCACCUUGUGCCCCCAUGAGUGUCCCACGCAACCGGAUUGGGGUAGGGGUCAUCGAUGGGCACAUCUAUGCCGUUGGUGGCUCCCAUGGAUGCAUCCACCACAACAGUGUGGAGAGGUAUGAGCCGGAGCGUGAUGAGUGGCACUUGGUGGCCCCAAUGCUGUCUCGAAGAAUUGGGGUGGGAGUAGCUGUUCUCAACCGGCUGCUCUAUGCCGUUGGGGGCUUUGACGGGACGAACCGCCUCAACUCAGCCGAAUGUUACUAUCCAGAGAGAGAUGAGUGGCGAAUGAUCACACCCAUGAAUACCAUCCGAAGUGGGGCAGGAGUCUGUGUCCUGCACAACUGUAUUUAUGCUGCUGGGGGCUAUGAUGGUCAGGACCAGCUGAACAGUGUGGAGUGCUACAACGUGGAGACAGAAACGUGGACUUUCGUGGCUCCCAUGAAGCAUCGGCGAAGUGCCCUGGGGAUCACUGUGCACCAGGGGAGAAUCUAUGUUCUCGGGGGCUACGACGGCCACACAUUCCUGGACAGCGUGGAGUGUUAUGACCCCGACACGGACACCUGGAGCGAGGUUACCUGCAUGACAUCUGGCCGGAGCGGUGUGGGUGUCGCUGUCACCAUGGAGCCCUGCCGGAAGCAGAUCGACCAGCAGAACUGUACCUGUUGA